Cynara cardunculus var. scolymus (artichoke) is the source of this 957-nucleotide messenger RNA. RefSeq lists its product as uncharacterized. Lineage: Eukaryota; Viridiplantae; Streptophyta; Magnoliopsida; Asterales; Asteraceae. The transcript is spliced from 2 exons. The record is from RefSeq and is a predicted model, not a curated record. The coding region runs from base 4 to 555 and encodes 183 amino acids.
UUUAUGAGAAACAAAAACCUAGAGGGAAUAGAACAAGCCAUGAAAACUCUGUUCCUGGAACUAACAUCUCCCUGCAUUACAACUUUACCUAAGAUACCCACCAAGAACCCAUCAUAUAUUGCCACAAAAACAUGGAAGAUUCAUGCAAAAGCAAAAGGGUUUAAAGGGGCAAAUCUGGAAAAACAAAAACUUAUGAUGAAAGAAGAAAAGAAGAAGAUGAAAGAAGAUGCAGAUGAUAAAAUACCAGAUGUUGUGAUGGAAAGGAUGAUAGUUAGGAUUUUAUUCAAUGUGGGGGUGCCUUUGGUAACUGGGUUAGCUCUGCUUCAAAUCUUUAGUGUAAUAAAGGAACAGAAUUUAUGGCAAGUGCCACGUUGGCUUCCAUUCUUGACAACUUUCAUCACAUUUGGAGCUUCAACACUUGGAAUUGCUUAUGGCACUCUGUCCACCAGUUGGGAUGAAGACAACAAAGGUUCGCUUCUUGGGCUUGAAGAAGCCAAGAAGAAUUGGGUUCAAAUGUGGGAUGAAGACGAUGAUGAUGCAGGGAAGAACAUUUGAGGUUUGGUGGGAAUGGAACCUAAUAGGAAAAAGCCAGCCAGCCAGCCAGACAGCCAGACAGCCAGCCUUUGGGUAGUGUUAUAAGGUCAACUUAAAAAAUCCCAUUUGCAGGGUACAACAUCUAAUCCAUAAAGUACAAGUUAAAUCUGUUCAUGAUAUCCUAAAUUUAUUACUACUUAAAUUAAAAAUCACAUGUUUAUGUAUUAAUGAAGUUACACCAACUGACUGACUACUGACAAAUGCACAAGUCUUGCCGCUUCAAAUGUUUCCCAGUUCACCACUUGUGGGUUUUGAUGCAUUGAUUAGAUCCGGGGAUGUCAUGAAACCCGGUUUCGAAUUCAGACGUUGUUAAAAUCUAUAUAUUUAGCUAUCUGUUAUUGAAUAUGGCUGAUAAUUUUUUUG